UUUUAGCUUGGGGGGACUUUGUGGUGCUGUGCUUGUUGUUGAGGAUGUCCUGGGGGCCACAUCGGAGAGCUCAUUUUAAAGUGCAGCUUGAAAUGAAACCAGCUGUUUCUGCUCGGUUCAUUACUGGGAGAGCCACCGGUGCAACUGAUUAGACUGAUGAAUCAAUAAGUGCAAUCAGUGCAGUAAUGAUAAACAUAUAAAGAAAAGCGAUGCCAGUGAAACAAGUGGGAAUGACUCGCGGGAGGAUCCUGGAUAAUCACUAAUCGGCGAGCAGUACAUAAAAGGGAGCGAGGCGUCUGUGCAGCACCUUGAUGCGGUUCAAGAACUGAAGAAAAAAACUCAACAACAACAAACAUCAAUUAUUCAGAUGUAAAGCAUCGCGGAGAGGUGGCACUGGAGCUCAAGAUGCGCUAGUCGGCGCCUUAAGAGUAAAUUUCAGUAUUUGGGUGUUGUAGUGUGCAAUGAAGCCUCAACUCGUCUAACUUGAGGAGGAGCCCUUCUCUGUAGGAUCCAUCGAGCCCACUGGGUCUCUAAAUCUCGGGUAAUAGAACUGAAAUGAUGAAAGAGCGAGUUAAGCUACAACUAUGGAGAAGAUCGGAAGGCGAAGAUGCGUUACUGAUUUGUUUUCUUUGAGCAGCGCCUCUGUAUGUAAAAUCCAAAUGCGCGCCGCACACGCAACAGCAGCCGAAAUCCAGCUAAAACUGUGCGGGGCAGAUUUACGAGGUCGCCAGAUCCAUUUUACACCUAAAUCCCACCAACUGCACUCUGUGAUCUGUGCAAGAUCUCAUGGGAGGUGUACAUUCUGUAAGACCUGUGCGCGUCUUUAUCCCCUGGCUUUAUGACCGAGCUUGGAACGACUUUUCAUUUGCGUAAAACCAGUUUUACAGCCAGGCAACCCCUCCUCUCUCGCCCCAUCUCUAUAUUCACCUCUCUUAUUGAUCCGGCUUUGAAACGCAGCUGAUUUCAACGUAACUCAUUCAUGUCAGCGUCCUGCAAAGUCUGUAGUUCGCAAGGAAGUAGAGCCACUGUUGCGUGGAGGGAGGGAAGAUCUGUGCAGUCAAACAGAAGAAGCUGGAGAGGAAGAAAAGUAGGAAACCACCGCAGUCAUGCCCCGGAGUCUCAUUCAGCACCACUCGCUGGUGGACAGCGUCUGAGCGGUAGAGUUGACGGAGAAUCAGACGAUCUUCUCAAAACAUCUAAUCCGGAGAGAUACUUGCAGACAUCAGAUUGUGUAGAAAGAGAGAGAGAGAAAAAAACGCAUUUCCCUUUCCACUUCCCACCUCUCUUUCUGUUGUUUUCCCUAUCGUAAUCUGUGGGGGUUCACGAUGCAACAUUCAAACAGCGGGGGAAUCCAGAGCUGCUGACUGGAACUGGCUGGCAAAGACGCAGGAGGAAGAGGGGGAACCAAGCGGGAAAGGAGCACAGAUUGCAGAACUUCUUUCUUCUCCACUUUCAGCUCACUUCAACCAAGAGGGCUGAAAGGAACCCAAAGUGGACUCCACUGUGACAUUCUAUCAGCUUGGCACACCAAAAAGAAAGCCAAACAUAAUUGUGUGCUCCGGGAAAAACCAGAGAAGAGAGGCAAGCUUCCCAUCUUUGUUCUUGCCUUAUGAGAGCAGUCUCUGUAGACUCCGCUUCAGCACACUCUGUACUGUUUAGUUGCUGCAUGUAUCAUCCACUCUCAGGUGCAAGCAAGGACUAAAACACAAAGAGAGAAGAAAAGAAAGUAGAUAAGCAGAGUGAAGCGGCAUAAUUAGAGCUACUGACUUUGUGUCAGAGCAACAAACCAUGAGAAGAGACUUAUGAAGACAACUGCACUCUGAAAAGCAUUGCAGCUAACCUGCAGGACAUUUUUAUGUGUGAGUGGGGUAUAUGUAUGAACCCCUCUGUCAUUUUCAAAGGAAUUGAAUUUGUGUUUGAAUGCACAUUUAGCCUUUCAUUAUGACUCUACAAGGAGGCUUUGAGACACUGUGCAACAGUUUCCACAGAAGGGUUUUCAGCUGGCUCUUGCUUCUUUGUUAUUGUCGUUUGAUCACCUCAGCAGCUAAGCCCAAAAUGCCAGGCCACACACACCUCAACUCAAUACGCAUCGAUGGAGACAUAUCUCUGGGUGGACUUUUCCCUGUCCAUGCAAGAGGGAAUGAUGGCAAAGCCUGCGGAGAGCUAAAGAAGGAGAAAGGGAUCCAUAGGCUGGAGGCCAUGCUGUUUGCCCUGGAUCGUAUUAAUAACGACAACGAGCUGCUGCCUAAUAUUACUCUGGGGGCCCGCAUCCUUGACACGUGCUCUCGGGACACCCAUGCUCUGGAACAGUCGCUGACAUUUGUCCAGGCAUUGAUUGAGAAGGACUCAACUGAUGUGAAGUGUCUCAGCGGAGGGCCACCCAUCAUCACAAAGCCAGAGAGAGUGGUUGGAGUGAUUGGUGCCUCCGCCAGCUCCGUGUCAAUCAUGGUAGCCAACAUUUUGCGGCUGUUUAAGAUCCCUCAAGUGAGUUAUGCUUCUACAGCCCCGGAACUGAGUGAUAACACACGCUAUGACUUCUUCUCCCGUGUGGUGCCCCCAGACACCUACCAGGCUCAGGCUAUGGUUGACAUCGUCAAAGCCAUGCGCUGGAAUUAUGUCUCCACUGUAGCUUCAGAGGGAAACUAUGGAGAAAGUGGUGUUGACGCAUUUAUUCAAAAAUCUAGAGAGGAUGGCGGACUGUGCAUAUCCCAGUCAGUGAAAAUCCCACGUGAACCAAGAGUUGGAGAGUUCGACAAGAUCAUUCACCGGCUCAGUGAGAACACCAACGCUCGAGUGGUUAUUAUCUUUGCCAAUGAGGACGAUAUCAGACGCCUACUUCAAGCAGCUAAAAGAGCCAAUCAAACAGGUCAUUUCAUCUGGGUAGGUUCCGAUAGCUGGGGUUCCAAAGGUGCUCCAAUCCUGAACCAAGAGGAAAUGGCAGAAGGGGCUGUUACCAUCCUACCAAAACGACAGUCCAUUAAAGGUUUUGAUCGGUACUUCAUCAGCCGAACAUUAGAGAACAACAGACGAAAUAUCUGGUUUGCAGAGUUUUGGGAGAACAACUUCCAGUGCAAGCUUAGUCGACAUGCUGUGAAGAAAGGAUCUGGCAUCAAAAAGUGUACAAAUCACGAGCGGAUUGGAAAAGAUUCAUCGUACGAACAGGAGGGGAAGGUCCAAUUCGUUAUAGAUGCUGUAUAUGCCAUGGCUCAUGCUCUCCAUAGUAUGCACAAAGACCUCUGUCCUGGAAAAGUUGGCCUCUGCCCCAAAAUGGAGACCAUCAAUGGCACACUACUUCUCAAGUAUAUUCGCAAUGUCAACUUUACAGGAAUUGCUGGCACCCCUGUGGUCUUCAAUGUGAAUGGAGACGCUCCUGGUCGCUAUGAAAUUUACCAAUAUCAGAUCAGCAGCAACAACACAGGAUACAAGAUCAUUGGGCACUGGACAGAUCAGCUCCACCUCAAUACUGAUGAGAUGCAAUGGCCAGGUGCAACUCAAGAAGUCCCAUCCUCCAUCUGCAGCCAGCCAUGCCGUCCUGGGCAGCGCAAGAAGACAGUGAAGGGGAUUCCAUGUUGUUGGCACUGCGAGAGUUGUGACGGUUAUCAGUAUCAGGCAGACACUUACACCUGCAAGAUGUGCAGAUUUGAUUUGCGGCCCAAUGGGAACCACACCGGAUGUGUUCCUAUUCCCAUUGUCAAGCUGGAGUGGAGCUCUCCUUGGGCAGUCAUUCCUGUCUUGAUUGCAGUGCUGGGCAUCAUAGCCACUUUGCUAGUGGUUGCUACGUUUGUUCGCUACAAUGACACGCCCAUUGUGAAGGCAUCAGGUCGAGAACUGAGUUAUGUCCUGUUGACGGGUAUCUUUUUGUGUUAUGCCACAACUUUCCUCAUGAUCUCCACCCCGGAUGUCUUUGUAUGCUCACUGCGCAGGAUUUUUCUUGGGCUGGGCAUGAGUAUAAGCUAUGCAGCACUGCUAACCAAGACAAAUCGGAUCUACAGGAUUUUUGAGCAGGGCAAGAUGUCUGUCAGUGCUCCUCGGUUCAUCUCUCCAGCCUCUCAGUUAGUCAUCACGUUCAGCUUGAUAUCAGUGCAGCUUCUCGGAGUGUGCAUCUGGUUUGGGGUCGAUCCUUCACAAGCCAUUAUCGACUAUGAGGACCAGCGUACAGCCAAUCCUGAAACGUCCAGAGGUGUACUAAAGUGUGACAUAUCAGAUCUGUCUCUCAUCUGUCUGCUGGGUUAUAGCAUGCUUCUGAUGGUCACCUGCACAGUUUAUGCGAUCAAAACGAGAGGAGUUCCUGAGACAUUCAACGAGGCCAAGCCCAUUGGAUUCACCAUGUACACCACCUGCAUUGUUUGGUUGGCCUUCAUCCCCAUCUUUUUUGGAACUUCACAGUCAACAGAAAAGAUGUAUAUCCAGACAACAACCCUGACAAUCUCUGUCAGUCUCAGUGCAUCGGUUUCCCUGGGAAUGCUCUACAUGCCGAAGGUCUAUGUGGUUCUCUUUCAUCCAGAGCAGAAUGUGCCCAAGCGCAAGCGCAGCCUGAAGGCCGUGGUCACUGCAGCCACCAUGUCGAACAAGUUCAACCCCAAAGGAGGCCUGAGGCCAAAUGGAGAGGCCAAGUCUGAACUCUGUGAAAGUCUGGAAACACAAGAUUGUAUUGAGGGAGGGGACCCUUGUGAGGGACUUUAGACUCCCAGUGUUGGCCUCGAAGCAGACAUACAUAAGUUACAGCAAUCAUGCCAUCUAAGACGGAGACAAGUCCUGAGACAAGAGCAAAGGCCUGCAGGGGGAGGAAUCACCUGUUUUUAAGGGAUAACUGGAAUUUUGAUGGAGAACUUUGAUGAUGCUGCAAAACAAAGGACUGGGAAAGAUUCAUGGAAAUUAUUCACUCAGAAAAGGAUGCCAUAUUUUUCUAGGGAAUAAGGCUUGAAUGCCAGAUUAAUAUUAAAUCAGUAUAUUGCAGAAUUGAGAUGGAAGAUGUAAAAGAGCUUAAAUAGAUAGGAAUUCUCCUUCUCCGGCUCUUUUUGAGACAUUAGAGAGCUGAUUAUUGACGUUUUUGAAUCACGCUGAGAAGAACACCUGGAGUUUGUAGUAUGUUUUUUCUUCUGGAGUGUAUAGCACAGAAAUCAUCAGUUCUCUGUAAGGCUGAACCAUGUCAUUUUUGCAAAAUAAGAGAAUAUUCUGUUGGGUUUUUUUUCUCUUUUUUGUUUCUUUUUUACUCAAACGCAGUUGACAAGAUGAACCAUUAUAGAAAAGUAGUAUUUUCAUUUACAGUGGAGUUGAAAUCUGCAGUUCUCUUCAUACUGUACAUGCCUUACUACAGCACACUCAGUAUUCCUUCAUGAACUAACCACAUGUGAAAGACAUGAAAAUAAAUCAGUGGGUCAGCCCAGUUGUCUGGUAAAAUGUUCAUUAUGACAAUGAUGACAUCGUCGCAAUCAUCUUGGGAAACCUCCUGUACAGUCCCAGAGCAUGCUAAUGGGAACAUCCCGUGUACCGUGCUGUGUUUUCAGUGUCUUUGGAAUGCAACAUUGUCACAUUUGUCAUUCACAGUGAAGAUGUCGUUUUGAGCCGUUGCCUGUUCGACAACCCUCUGCUGGACAAAAGAGCAAUCAUACACAAAAAGAGGCACAACGGCAUUGCAAUCUGAUUUUUUUAACAUCAGUCUACACUCCAUACAUGUCAGCAGGCUUGAUAAUACAUAUUUUCAACAUAAACAAAAUGGUCCUUAUUUAUCUUGCACUGACAGAACCUGUAGGAAAGUCAAGGAGUUAUCUGAUUGUUCAGAUUUUACCUCAGCCAACACUCAUUGUUUUUGACAGAACCGGGUUAUUAGGAUGGAGUCUAUUCCGUUUCUUCCGAUGUUAAAGACACAGUGCAGAAUUUUACCCUGCAUUUAGAAAUAUUAAUUCACUCUUAUCUCAGUGAAGCAGAAAUAGGACAUUAUAGACAGCCAACAGUAUUUGCACCUAAAUGCAGGGUUUAACUAAAUGGUUGGUUUUGUAAUGAUAAGAGACCUCAACAUAUCAGUGUUUUGCACGUUUUAAAAUAUAAACCUAAAAAACAAUAGGCCUUCGCAGCGCUUUGCUGCUCGGGCCUAAUGAUGGGUAAUAAGCAGGAGACUGAAUACACAGGGCCUCAUUAAAUAGUUUGCAGUUUUUGUUUUGUCACUUAACAUUUUGCUGUCUUUCUUGUUUUUGAUAUCAUCUGUGAUCAGUGAGGUCUUCAUUAGCAUUUCUAGAGUCAAGUAUGGUUUACAUAAGCUGGAAAAUUUAGAGUAAUUGAGAUCUUUCAUGUAGAAAAAUGAGAAUGUUAAAGUAGACUAGUAAAGAAGUUGGUGAUGGCCAGUUUUUCUUUCAGCUCUUUCAGGUUGUUUGGACAGAAAACAAACUGGCUCAGUUUUUCAUAGCCUCCUUUUCUUAAACUAAAGAUGAACCAGGAUGAGGAAAACAUCCUUUUAUCAAGCACAAUCUUGCUCCUUGCAAAAGUUUACAUACACAUUGAACUUUUCCAAAUUGUAUCAUAUUAUCAUGAAUUUUAUGUAAUAGUUUUAAACCAACAGAAAAAAGUGCAUAUUUGUUAAAAAAAAUAAAAAUUAAAUGGGAUUUUCUAAUUAUUUUUACAAACACAAAAUAUAGUGAAUGCCUUUUAGAACUCUGGGUCUUUUUCUGCCAUGUGUCGCUGCCAGCUGUGCACAUCUUUUAUGUAAAUACACUGAUUAUUAUUUGCGAAAUGCAGAACUUCAAGUUUAGUUGUAUUUCAUGGAAAGUGUCAGUGAACAUCAAUAUUCUAGUCUGAAGACUCUCGGUCCCAGUUCCAAGUCUUUUGCAGAUUUUUUUCCACGUUUUGUCUUGCAUUGAGCUCCAUUCUCCCUCCCCUUCGUUGAUUUCCUUAAGAAGGCAUCCCCAUAGCAUGAUGCUACAAUCACUGUUUCAUGGUGGAUAUUGUGAUAUAUACAGAUCAGAAAGUUCACAUCUAAAACUUAACAUACAAGAGGAAUCAGUUUAAUAAUUGGAUCACUUGUGAAGACAGUUGCUUCACAACAUUAUUUUUAAGAAUGUCAGAAAAAAGGCAGCUCAUUGCAAAUGAAAAAAAUUAAAUAAAGGAAAAAGGCAGAUUCCCCUAAUUAAAUGUCACUCUUAGUUGCCAUCUGUGACCUACACUCAAAGAGGAAUUCUUGCAAGAAUGAGAACAGCAAGGAGACAUAUGUGAUAAGCUUAGUGCCCUUUCAAUAUGAUCUGCUCUAACUAGACAGAGGGACUAUCUGACUAUGCAAGUCUUAUCACUGAUGUUUGUCACAGAAGGUCUGGAACCAGCAUUUCUGGCUCAGCAUUAUAACUCUUAAUUGGGAGGACCUAACUUUCAGUAUAGAGAAACUGUCCAUCUUUAUCUCUAGACCCUCCCAAAGAUCCAGUACAAUGAAUCUCCCAAAAGUCCAACCACCUGCAAGAGGAAAAGUGAAUAGGUUUUUGUUUCAGGUUAAACAAACAAUUAAGGAAAAAAUGUCUAAAUUUCACCUAACACUCAUUUAAUUUAACUGAGCAAAUAGGUAUGAGCUUUUAGUGUGGAUAGUUACUGCAUGGACAACUGUCUUGCAACUGGCAACAAGUUGUUUCAUCCCAGCUGAUGUAAUAAGAAGUAAUUUCUAAAAACUAACAUGAAGACAUCCUGUGGAAAGGUUAUUAGUCUAUUCAAUAUCUAAGAAAAUUGCAGAAGCUAAUAAGAUUGGAUUGAGUACCGUCUAACGCACAGGCGUCAAACUCUAGUCCACAAGGGCCGCUGUCCUACAAAACACUUGAAUGAAAUGGCUUAAUUACCUCCUUCUUUUAGAUAACUUCUCCAGAGCCUUGCUAAUGACCUAAUUGUUCUAUUCAGGUGUGGUGCAGCAGAGGCACAUCUAAAAGUUGCAGGACAGCAGCUCUUGAGAGCUGGAGUUUGACACCCCUGGUCUAUUGUGUUGUGUAAAAAAAACUGGAGGGAUAUUGGGGGACCGUUGUCGUUGAGGAUGAAACGUGGUCAGAAAAAAAAAAACCUGAAUGUUUAAGUAAUUGGUGAUCACAAACAUUUGGUGACAUCCAAUCAAAGAAGAUCAGUAGUUGAACUCAGGGGUAUAGUAGUGAAAGUAAGAGCAUUUCCACAACCGGAAUGUGAAGGAAAACCAAGGGACUGGGACAGAACAGAUGUAGGGCCAUAAACAAACCACUAGUGAUUAACUGAGAAAAAUGCCACACUUUGCAACGGAGGAUAAAAAUGAUCAGAUUAAUCCAGAUUUGCCAUUUUCCAGUAAUGGGCACAUCAGGGUAAGAAGAGAGGCAGAAGAAGUGAUGCGCCUCUCAUGCCUAGUGUUAACUAUGCAAGUUUGUGGGGGUGUACAAGUGCUAAAAUCUGGGGUUGAUGUAGUUAGUUAGCUCCAGGUGCAGUAAUAUAAUGAGGUCGGACGACUGUUUGAAAAUGCUGUAUGACCAGGUUAUUCCAUAAAUAGAUUGUUUCUUCCCCGAUUACACCGGAACUUUCCAAGAUGAGGAUGCCAAAAUUCAUCAGGCUGAAACUGCAAAUGAGUGGUUUAGGGAGCAUCAGAGGUGACUUUAACAUGUAGACCUGCCUCCACAAAGAUCAAACCUUAACACCAUUGAAAAUCUUUGUGAAGUUCUGGAGAAGGCUUUGCACACACAUGACACCUUUUGAAUUGGUUUGGCGUAAAAACAUACAUUCUUUUUCUUUUACUUCACAAUUAUAUGCUUGUGUUGGUCCAUCAGAUAAAGCUCAGUAAAAAUAUAUUAGAGUUUUUGUUUGUAAUAUGGCAAAAUGUGAUAAGGUUAAAGGUAUGUAAAUAUUUGCAAGACAAAGUAGAUGCAAUAAUAGCUGCCCGCCUGUCUUGUAUUACAGAAUCCACCGGAGUCCUGGUGUCUCUAAUAUGCAUUUGAGAACUAUUUUUAUGCCUUUCUGCCACCUGGCAAUCACAAAUAAAUAAAACAUACUAAUAGUUUCAGGAAGUAAAUGUUAUUUCUGCUUGAUAAAUAAGGGCCGGUGCCUUCAUCCUGUGCCUCCUGCCAACUACUUCUGCCAUUCUAUUUUUCACUGUCGUGUUCAGUGUGUUCUGUUCAAGCGUAAUUCAGAACUGAACGUGUACAAUUUAUAGUUAUGUGCAAACUGCAUUCCUGUCUUCAGUCUCAAGUAUUGGUCAUAAAUAGUAAAUCUGGAAUUUGUUUCAUUAAAUGUUAUCCUCAGCAAUGCAAAAGUCUGUAUGUUGCAUGUCAGAACUCAUAUGUCACAAGAACAGUUUGAGAGAAAAGCAUAGUGUUCAACAGGAAAACUGCUGCAGGUGGUUAUAAAAAACUAAGAAUUUCAAUAACGGAUUUAGUCAGCUUCAACAAGUCUACAAUAAUGCAGCAAUGGUUUUCUCAUUAUUUGAUUGAGUAUUGUUUGUGGGAUUGUUUGUGUUUGUGAAUAUCAAUAAUUUACUGUUUUUUGCCACAGAUCCUUUUUUUUUAUACAACACUGUGAGUGUUGCAAAAAUAGAAUAUGUAAGUGCUGAUUGAAGUUAAAUGGUAAGUUAAUGUAUGUUAUUAAAAUGGAUUGAUCAUGUCUGCUUUAUGUACUGACAUAUUAAAAAAUAUUAAAAAGUUACAGUGCCUGAAUAUUUAUGAAUUAUCUAUAUGAAA
Molecule: messenger RNA, 9656 nt
Organism: Gambusia affinis (western mosquitofish)
Lineage: Eukaryota; Metazoa; Chordata; Actinopteri; Cyprinodontiformes; Poeciliidae
Product: metabotropic glutamate receptor 4-like
Exons: 13
Coding region: 1942-4683 (913 amino acids)
Biological process (GO): regulation of synaptic transmission, glutamatergic; G protein-coupled glutamate receptor signaling pathway
Cellular component (GO): membrane
Molecular function (GO): adenylate cyclase inhibiting G protein-coupled glutamate receptor activity
Source: RefSeq, a predicted model, not a curated record